AUUAAAGUCGUUUGGUGCAAUUUCAUCGUUUUAAAACCAUAAACUUUUAAAAGGUCGAUUUCCCAAAACCCUACUCCACUCUCCAACUGCAUCCUUCUCGCACUGAACUCGCCGCCGUCAUUGUUUCUGUCCUCCGAUUGCGCAGAUCUGAAGCUAGAGUGUAGAGCAUUUAUCCAUUCAGCCAUGGCACUGGUCUUGCACGCAGGAAAGACAAAUAAAAAUGCUUUCAAGGCUCUCAUUGCUGCGGAGUACAAUGGAGUUCAAGUUGAACUAACCCCAAACUUUGAGAUGGGCGUCUCAAACAAAACUCCAGAAUUUAUCAAGAUGAACCCUAUUGGGAAGGUUCCAGUUUUAGAAACUCCAGAUGGCCCCAUAUUCGAGAGUAAUGCUAUAGCCCGUUACGUUACGCGCUUGAAAGCUGAUAGUCCUCUGUAUGGUUCAUCCCUGAUAGAUUAUGGGCGUAUUGAACAAUGGAUCGAUUUUGCAUCUUUGGAGAUAGAUUCUAAUAUUUUGGCUUGGUUUAGACCUAGAAUUGGGAGAGCUGCUUAUCUUCCUCCUGUCGAGGAAGCUGCUAUUUCAGCAUUGAAAAGAGCUUUGGGAGCUUUGAAUACAAACCUUGCUUCAAACACAUACCUGGUUGGUCAUUCUGUAACACUGGCUGACAUCAUCAUGACUUGCAACCUGUAUUUGGGUUUUACUAAGCUCUUGACUAAGAGCUUUACCUCAGAGUUCCCACAUGUUGAGAGAUACUUCUGGACCUUGGUCAAUCAACCAAACUUCAAAAAGAUUCUGGGUGAGGUGAAGCAGGCCGAGUUGGCUCCACCCGUUCAAUCUGCAAAGAAACCUGAUGACUCUGCUAAGCAAAAACACAAGGAUGAGGUAAAGAAAGAACCCAAAAACGAGGCUGAAAAGGAGAAGCCCAAGGCUGCAGCUGGUGAGGGAGAGGAUGAGGCACCAAAGCCAAAACCCAAAAAUCCUCUUGAUCUGCUGCCUCCCAGUAAGAUGAUCCUGGAUGAGUGGAAGCGGUUAUACUCGAACACCAAAACCAACUUUCGGGAGGUUGCAAUUAAAGGAUUCUGGGACAUGUACGAUCCAGAAGGGUAUUCUCUUUGGUUCUGUGAUUACAAGUACAACGACGAGAAUACUGUUUCCUUUGUGACUUUGAACAAGGUUGGUGGCUUUCUCCAACGAAUGGAUCUCGCUCGUAAGUAUGCUUUCGGGAAGAUGUUAGUGAUCGGGUCAGAGCCUCCAUUUAAAGUGAAGGGGUUGUGGCUUUUCCGCGGACAAGAGAUCCCGAAAUUCGUUGUGGAUGAGUGCUAUGACAUGGAACUUUACGAAUGGAGAAAGGUCGAUAUAUUGGACGAGUUGCAGAAGGAACGGGUCAACCAGAUGAUUGAAGAUCAGGAGCCUUUUGAAGGAGAGGCUUUGUUGGAUGCCAAAUGCUUUAAGUGAUAGAAGCCAUUAUCUUAACGGGUGUUUCUUUUAGUAGUUUAGUUUUUAGUCGAAGAGUUCAAGCAAUUUUAGAAGUUCAAGCAAACUUAAUCACUGAUCCUUUAUUUUGUCAAGUGUGAUUAGACAGCUAUGCCCCCAUCAAAAGGAAAAAAAACAAGCAAGAAAACAGUAAGUAAAAGGUGGUGUUUUAAAGCUCUCUCAUUUUUGGGUCAAGAAAAUAAAGCUCUUGUUUUCCCCUUCA
Molecule: messenger RNA, 1693 nt
Organism: Momordica charantia (bitter melon)
Lineage: Eukaryota; Viridiplantae; Streptophyta; Magnoliopsida; Cucurbitales; Cucurbitaceae
Product: elongation factor 1-gamma
Biological process (GO): translational elongation
Molecular function (GO): glutathione transferase activity; translation elongation factor activity
Source: RefSeq, a predicted model, not a curated record